This is a messenger RNA of Sparassis crispa, 2727 nucleotides long. RefSeq lists its product as hypothetical. Gene Ontology annotation, molecular function: protein binding. The transcript is spliced from 4 exons. Bases 1 to 2727 code for a protein of 908 amino acids. Lineage: Eukaryota; Fungi; Basidiomycota; Agaricomycetes; Polyporales; Sparassidaceae. The record is from RefSeq and is a predicted model, not a curated record.
AUGGCGGCAAACACCUAUACAGGAACACCUUCGACGUCCGGCGCCGCAGUUGCAGCUAGCCUAACCGCUCAGACUCGCAGUGGCGGUACAUCUGAGAAGCGUCCUGCACCCGCCACACCUGCCGACAAAUCUGCGAAGCGCCCCAAACUCGCCACGCCACAAAGUAAGCCUGGACCUGCAGUGUCGUCAACCGCUACAGCAGCGAUACUUCCCACUUCACCAAAGGUUCUCCAGAAACCCGAUCCUGUGAUGUCUACAUCUCCAUCCGCCGUGACACACUUCAAGACUGAGGAAAAACCCCAGGAAGCUGUUCCUACGGCGUCUACGCCUUCGUUGUCAGAUGCAACAUGCAUCAAAGCAGAAGAGCCAAUUUGCCCUGGAACCGAAUCCACCGCGUUUUCGUCUACCUCUGUGCCCAAGUCCGCAUCUAACGUGGAGCAUACGGACGCGCCACCACUAACCCCUGCUUCUAGUUCUAAGCCCUUGCCGUCUGUGUCCGUGUCAGACACGACACAUCGCGAUGUAGGACACGGUGGCCAAAAUCACACAGAUGUCGGACCAGCAGCGUCUGCGUCUGCGUCUACUUCUUCUACGUCCGCACUCGCGUUCAAACACGCCGACUGCACUCGCCACUCUAUGUUCUGGCAGCGCGAUGAUUUCGUCGUGCUCCGCGUUCAGAAUACGCUCUUCAAGCUGCACAGGUCUCGGUUGGAACAGGAAUCGACGUUCUUCGCGGAUCUUUUCAAACGCGACACUGAACGACCGGCGGAUAGAGACACGGUGGAUGGCUGCCCGGUCUACCUUGUGGACGGCACGUCCGCAGCGGACUUCGCGGUUCUAAUGGAGGCCAUGGAUGGCGGGAUUACGUACGCGUUGAAUCCCCUGCCUUUCCCGGCUCUCGCCUCCCUGUUACGCGCCGCGCACGCGCUCGCCUUUCCCAGGAUUCUUAACUUCGCAUCGCAUGUCAUGCGGACGACGUGGGCCCCCGACCUCGCGUGCCUCACCUCGGUACGAACACCGAACGCAGCGGAGACCAUCGUCCUCGCACGGACGUGCAACAUCCCGGAGGUGCUCAAACGCGCGUAUUACGAGUUGCUGCGUUCACCAGGAUUUCACCAGUCAAAUGAUGAUAUCGACGACGCAAUCCAGCGUAAAGCGGCGCUCGAAGCGGCGGAAUACGCUCUCCUCCUUGCCGCUCGCGAGAAGCUGCAAGAAGUGUGGAUACAAAUCGCAUCCACGCCCCCGGACACAUCUUGCCCACUCAUCUCUUUUUCUCAGCCAGCGGACGCUGAGCCUCGGCGCGCCUGUGAACAGGCCCACGCAAAGGGUGCGGAGCUGUGGGCAGAGAUGGUUGGGCGAGCACCCGUGUUCAAGGAAGGGAUGCUCGACCCGCUAGGUGCGCUCGAGAACAUCAUCGCCGCUGUCGCUGGUGCGGCGAAGAGCUCAGCCAUGAAAAAAGGUGCCAUUACUAAGGUGCCCGAUGGCGGAGCUGAACCCUUUCCUGCGUCCCCUGCGAGCCGGACGCGUACGGGCUCAUCAUCAGCAUCCGCCGCUGCAGGUGCGGCGAGUCGUACCGCUCAAGCUCAGGCUGGUAGCGCUGCGCGUACGCCGGAGAAGCGCGCUGCUCUAACUGAGCCUGACCGUAUAUCCGCGAAGCGUCGUAGGCUCGAAACGUCACCAUCAGCAGGAGAACAAACACUUUUGGAUUCUGAGCCUCUGCCAUUCGCGUUGUCGACCGUGAAAGUAGAACAGGUGUCACCGAAAUCCGGACCUGCGGAAUUGACAGCUUUGUCCACUGCGUCUGCUCCCUCAUCUUCGGCGAAGUUUGCCCUCUGUACGCGCCACCCCGUCUUCUGGCACGAAAACCCUAUCGUACUCCUCGUGCAGGACACGCUCUUCAAGUUGCACAGGUCACGGCUCGAACAUGAAUCGACGUACUUUGCCGAUUUAUUCAAGCGCAGCAGUAAUCCGCCUCUGGAGGGGGACGUGAUGGACGGCUGCCCCGUCUAUGCUGUCAACAGCGUGUCUGCGGCGGAUUUCUCCGUGUUGAUGGAGGCAAUGGAUGGCGGAAUCAUGUACGCGCUGAACCCCCCACCAUUCCCUGCCCUGGCGUCCCUCCUGCGCGCAGCACACGCUCUCGGGUUCCCGAAAAUCCUCGACUUCGCGAAGCAUGUCCUCCGCACGAUGUGGCCCCCCGACGUAGCACACGUCUCCUCUGUGCGAAUACCGCACGCUGCCGAGACAAUUACCCUCGCGAGGACAUGCGGUGUACCAGAGGUGCUCAAGCGCGCGUAUUACGAGCUGCUGCGUUCCCCAGGAUUCAAGCAGACCGACGACAAUCACGUCGAUACGUGCGCCAAACCCAGCCUCGGCCUGGCGGAGUACAUGCGUCUCGUUGUUACACGCGAGAAGCUGCAGGAAAUGUGGAUUCAGAUCGCCUCCGCUCCAGAAGUUUUGUUGUGCCGGCUCCCUUUCCUUCCCUCACCUUCUGACUCAGACGUCGAACGUCAGCGCGUCUGCUCACAGACGCGCACAAAGGAUGUGGAGGUGUGGGCGGAAAUGGUGGUACAAGUGCCGUUGUUCAAGGAGGGGAUGCUCGACCCACUAGAUGCGCUUUCGAACCUUGCCGCACUGGAUUGGCAUGCACGAGGGUUCUGUUUGCGCUGUGUGAACCAUUGGAGGAGGACAUGGAGGGAGGAGUUGGAUGGGUGUCUCGACUUGAAGUGA